Dictyostelium discoideum AX4 is the source of this 1380-nucleotide messenger RNA. RefSeq names its product WH2 domain-containing protein. Lineage: Eukaryota; Evosea; Eumycetozoa; Dictyosteliales; Dictyosteliaceae. The record is from RefSeq and is a predicted model, not a curated record. Bases 1 to 1380 code for a protein of 459 amino acids. The transcript has a single exon. Gene Ontology annotation, molecular function: actin binding.
AUGGGAGAUAGAAAUUCAUUAUUGUCACAAAUCCAAAAAGGAAAAAAAUUAAAUAAAGCUGUAACAGUAGAUAAAAGUGCACCAGUUUUAGCAUCAGAUAAAUCAUCAUCAUCAUCAUCAGCAUUUAGAGGAGGAAUAUUUCCAACAGGUGUACCAACUUUACCACAAAAGAAACAACCACCAUCAAUACCUACAGGUUCAAGAACAGCACCACCACCAACACCACAUCACCAACCACAACAACAACAUCAACCUCCACCUAUACCAAAAUCAAGACCUAUUUCGCAACACUAUAGUCAACCACCACCACCCCCACCACCAAUACACCAUCAUCAACAACAACAGGAACAGGAUUAUUAUCACCACCAACAACAACAGGAGCAAACAUAUCAAAGACCACCUCCACCAACUUUAAAUAGACCUCAAGUACCAAUUUCAAAACCAAUAGCACAUCCAGCUCAUCCAGCUCAUCCAGCGACACCAAUACCACCAAUACCAACUACAUCACCAAGAAAAUCAGUAAUAAUAAUAAAUAGUAAUAGCAACAAUAUGUCAGAAGAAUAUGAUGGCUCCGAUAGAUGGAGUUUUAGAUCGAUAGACGAGUUUCCUCCAGUUCCACAAUUUAGAGGUGGAAUGAAAGGAACUGGCGGCAAGCCAACUACAGUUAUUAAAUUACCAGCUAAAUCACAACAUCAUCAACAACAACAGCAACCACCACAACCACCACAACAACAACAGCAUACAGCACCAGCACCACCAACUUCAAGACCAGUUUCACAAAUUCAAAAUAGACCACCACCAGUUCCAACUGGUAAUUCACCACAAAGACCUCCAACUCAACCACCAAUGAAUAGACCACCACCACCAGGUCCAAACGGUGGAGGUCCACCACAACCACCAAUUAGUAGACCACCACCACCAAAUCCAGGUGGUCCACCACAACCACCAAUCAGUAGACCACCACCACCUAACCCAGGUACAGGUGGAGGUCCAACACAACCACCAAUGAAUAGACCACCACCACCAGGUCCAAAUGGCGGUCCUAUGAAUAGACCACCACCACCAGGUCCAAAUGGCGGUCCACCACAACCAAUGAAUAGACCACCACCACCAGGUUCAAAUGGAGGUCCACCUCAACCAAUGAGUAGACCACCACCACCAGGUCAACCAAAUAUGCCACCACGUCCAGUUUCAACAAUUAAUGGUGUCGGAGGUGCUCCUCCAACACAACCAAAUGGUGGUCCACCACCAAAACCACAAAGACCUGGUCCACCACCUGUUCCUGGUGCUCCAAGACCAAUGACAACUCCUCCAAAUGGAAUGACUCCGCCACCAAAACCACAAAGACCAGCAGCUCCACCAGCACUUCCACCAAGAUAA